Molecule: messenger RNA, 1705 nt
Organism: Phragmites australis (common reed)
Lineage: Eukaryota; Viridiplantae; Streptophyta; Magnoliopsida; Poales; Poaceae
Product: lanC-like protein GCL2
Exons: 6
Coding region: 142-1494 (450 amino acids)
Biological process (GO): carbohydrate metabolic process; peptide modification
Cellular component (GO): plasma membrane
Source: RefSeq, a predicted model, not a curated record
GGCAGCUCGUUAGGAAGGGGGGAUAGGGAAACCGGCGGCGCGCUCCACGCGUUGCUCGGAGCGCGGCGCAACAGACGUGCCAGCGCCGCGGCGUCCAGCGAACUCGCCAACAAUUUUUGUAAGCCGAGCCCACGGGCAGGCAUGGGAAACGGCGGUGGGACUGGUGACAAGAAGCAGACGACGGGGAGGCUGCCGGUCGCGAACCCCCGCGAAGCGUCCGGCUCGAAGCGGCGUCGAAGCCUGCGCGGCGAGGGCAUGGCCGACCGCUUCUUCCCCAACGACUUCCCCGACUUCGUCGCCGAGGCCUCCGGCGGCGACGGCCAGGGGUGCGUCGACCGGCGCGUUGGCCUCCGCGGCCUGCUCUCACUCCCCUACCCCAGGCUCUCCGAUCGUCUCCUCCGCGCCGCGCUCCGGCUCAAGGACAAGGUGGUGGAGGAGACUUGGGGCAAGGCGGGGCGGCAGGUCACGGACUACACGCUCUACACGGGCGCGCUCGGGACGGCGCUCCUGCUGUUCAAGUCCUUCCAGGUCACCGGCGACCGCGGGGACCUCGCCCUCGCCGCCGACAUCGUCCGGGCGUGCGACGCGACGUCGCGGGGCCUGCCGCGCAGGUUCUUAACAUUCAUCUGUGGGAGGGCCGGCGUCUGCGCUCUCGGAGCAGUGAUUGCGAAGCAUUGCGAUGAUCAGCUGAUGGUCACCCAAUAUCUGAGCUCUUUUGAUGAGAUAACGGUCACUGAGAAAGUUCCCAAUGAGUUGUUAUACGGAAGGGCGGGGUACUUGUGGGCUUGUUUGUUCUUGAACAAGCAUCUCAGCGAGAAGACGAUCCCCCUCGAGCACAUUAAUUCUGUGGCAAAGGACAUCAUUAAGGAGGGAAGAAAGCUGUCAAGCAAGGGGAGUAGCCCGCUGAUGUACGAAUGGCAUGGGAAGAAGUACUGGGGUGCUGCCCAUGGUCUUGCUGGAAUCAUGCAUGUACUCAUGCACACCGAACUGAGGCCGGAUGAGCAGGAUGAUGUGAAGAACACGCUGCGAUACAUGAUCAAGAACCGGUUUCCUAGUGGCAACUAUCCCUCAAGUGAAGGCAACGAAUCUGAUCGCUUGGUGCAUUGGUGUCAUGGCGCCCCUGGUGUUGCUCUUACGCUUGCCAAAGCUUAUGAGGUCUUCCAUGAUGAUCAUUUCAAGCAAUCAGCUGCAGAGGCUGCCGAAGUUAUCUGGAACCGAGGUCUUCUGAAGAGAGUCGGAAUAUGCCACGGUGUAAGCGGGAACGCCUAUGUGUUUCUCUCACUCUACAGGUUAACUGGCAAUGCUGACUACCUCUACCGGGCAAAGGCUUUUGCUUGCUUUCUUCUCGAGAAAGCUGAUCGGUUGAUUGCCGAGGGGGCCAUGCACGGUGGUGAUCGCCCAUUUUCCCUGUUUGAAGGGAAGGCUGGGAUGGCAUUCCUCCUUUUGGACAUGGUUAACCCAUCUGAAUCAAGGUUCCCGGCCUAUGAACUUUGAGAUACCCCAUCUGUACGCGUAUCUUGUGAGGCUCGGUGAUCCAUCAGUCCGAAGUAUUUUUGUUUUCUUGUAUACUCUAUAAUGUGUACCUUGGACCUUGGUGGCGCUUGCUAUGUUUGUAAAUUUUAGUGUUCCUGAUGUUGCAAACUUGUUUUGUAAAGUAUAUGUAUGAAGGGGUUCUGGCAAUAAGGACCAUAUUUGUGCCGGAUAA